Molecule: messenger RNA, 3633 nt
Organism: Microplitis mediator
Lineage: Eukaryota; Metazoa; Arthropoda; Insecta; Hymenoptera; Braconidae
Gene: Hel25E
Product: ATP-dependent RNA helicase WM6
Exons: 8
Coding region: 154-1428 (424 amino acids)
Biological process (GO): mRNA splicing, via spliceosome; mRNA export from nucleus
Molecular function (GO): RNA binding; ATP binding; RNA helicase activity
Source: RefSeq, a predicted model, not a curated record
AGUGUGUGUUUAUAGAGGGCGCAACUGACUUCCGGUCUCAAACAAGCAACGUCGGCAUUUUGGAGGGCAGCCAUUACAAGCUUUGUACAACAGCAUCAUUUGUGAUCAGCUCGUCUUCGCAACAGUAACAAAUAAUAAAACCCAUUCGAAAUCAUGGCUGAUAACGAUGACCUUUUGGAUUACGAAGAUGAGGAACAGACCGAGGCGGUAGUCGAUGGGAGUGGAGACGCGCCGGCUAAAAAAGAAGUAAAGGGAACAUACGUUUCAAUCCACAGCAGCGGUUUCAGAGAUUUUCUGCUGAAACCAGAAAUUCUCCGGGCCAUUGUUGACUGCGGUUUCGAGCAUCCAUCAGAAGUUCAACACGAAUGCAUUCCACAAGCUGUACUUGGUAUGGAUAUUCUGUGCCAAGCAAAAUCCGGUAUGGGAAAAACAGCUGUGUUUGUGUUGGCAACUCUACAACAGCUUGAGCUAACAGAAAAUCAAGUGUACGUGUUGGUAAUGUGCCAUACACGUGAAUUAGCAUUCCAAAUCAGUAAAGAGUAUGAGCGAUUCAGCAAAUACAUGCCUCAAGUCAAGGUUGGUGUCUUUUUUGGUGGACUUCCAAUUCAAAAAGAUGAAGAAGUUUUAAAAAAUACCUGCCCACAUAUUGUGGUAGGAACACCAGGACGUAUUCUUGCACUUGUGCGCACUAAAAAACUUAAUCUCAAACACUUGAAACAUUUUAUUCUCGACGAAUGUGAUAAGAUGCUCGAAUUAUUGGAUAUGAGACGAGAUGUACAAGAAAUCUUCCGUAGCACUCCUCACGGCAAGCAAGUUAUGAUGUUCAGCGCAACACUGUCUAAGGACAUUAGACCAGUCUGCAAAAAAUUCAUGCAAGAUCCUAUGGAAGUUUACGUUGACGACGAAGCCAAACUUACGCUUCACGGUCUCCAGCAGCACUACGUCAAGCUCAAGGAAAACGAAAAAAAUAAAAAAUUGUUUGAACUUCUUGAUGUAUUAGAGUUUAAUCAAGUUGUUAUUUUCGUUAAAUCUGUACAAAGGUGUAUGGCACUGGCCCAAUUAUUAACUGAACAAAAUUUCCCAGCAAUCGGCAUUCACAGAGGAAUGACCCAGGAAGAACGUUUGUCGAGGUAUCAACAGUUCAAGGAUUUCCAAAAGCGUAUUUUGGUGGCAACUAAUUUGUUCGGACGUGGUAUGGAUAUCGAACGAGUAAAUAUCGUAUUCAAUUACGACAUGCCCGAAGAUUCAGACACGUACUUGCAUCGUGUAGCACGAGCUGGUCGUUUUGGUACCAAAGGUCUCGCGAUAACAUUAGUCAGUGAUGAGAGCGACGCUAAAAUAUUAAAUGAUGUCCAGGAGAGGUUUGACGUAAACAUCACGGAAUUACCAGAUGAAAUCGAUUUAGCGUCUUACAUUGAAGGCCGAUAGACAAUUUGAUGCAACUGUCAAAUUGACAUCAUGCGCACCAGUAGCCAGGAUGGCACAAAGUCGAUUGAUUUGACGCACACGAAUUUACGUACGUAAAUUUAUCGACAACUCAAGGGAGCAGAAAUCAUCCCUUAUCUUUUAAGUCUUUUUUUAUAAUGUGAAUAGUGGAGAAAACUAAGAUCAUCGUAACCAUUAAUAGCACGAAAAAUAAAUUAUUAUCAUUAGUAAAUAAUUGUAUUCUUAAUUAAGGAUUAUUUUGAGACCGUUUAUGAUCUCUAUUAUUAUUAUUGUAACAACAUUUGUGAAUGAUAGAUAAAAUCGAUCAAUUAACAAAAAUAUUAUUGAUAAAUCACUAAAAAAUGUUCGUAUAGUUUUAGUGUGUAUUGAGAUAUUUGUCGUAUGAUUUAAUUUAUAAGUACAAAAAAUGGAAAAAAGAUGAAUAACUUUUUUUUAAACGUGACUACCAAUAAAGAUUAAUUAUAUUAAACCAAUUAAUUUCUCUUCAUUUCAUAAUACACAGUAUUUUUAUUUAUUUAAUUAAAUAAUACAGUAAUAAGUAAUAGUAAUUAAGAUUUAUUUAUUUCUAUUUUUAUUAAGAGGCUUGUUGCCCUGAUUGCCGCCGCCACGACCCAAAGGUGCCGGUCCCCUGUUGCCGCGGUUACCAAAAGUGCCGCCACCGCGACCUCCUCCCCGGCCUCCGCGUUGACUUUGGCCACCUCUGCCUUUCAUUUCACCUCUUCCUCGUGAUUUCAUUUGAACGUCUUCUUUCACCAUGUCUAUUACUUCGUCCGGAAUACGUAAAUAUUUUAUGGUACUACCUCUGAUGUAGCAUUCUGGCAUCUUCCAGAAUUUGUCACCAUCCUAGAACACACCAUGUACAUUUAUUUAAUGAUAUCAGCAUCGAAACUUCUCAAAGUUUCAGUGUCUCGAGAUCUAUCGUGAAUCCACAGCCGGUCAAAACAAGUGAAUUUCAGUCCGAUGCCGCUAAUUAAAAUUUACGUGAAUGAAAGUUCUGGGGCAUUUUCAGAAACACACUCUGGAAGAGAAAUAUUCAACUCCUGCGUUCAGAAAUAUCCUCUGGUCGAACCAGAGAUGCGAUUUAACAUUACAAAGGUAUUAAUUACACCUGGAUGGGUAAUUUUUUAUCUCCAGAGUGUAUUUCUGAACACGCCCCAGGGGCCGACUUUGUAUGAAACUUUCAAUGAAGUUCCAAUGCAGGUAAUCAUGAAAAAUAUUGUAACUCAGGAUAGAUCACGAUUUCAGACUGCGGGUGAUGUCUACCGACUUCACUCUAGUUUGAAAUCGGUUUGUUUCAUGAGUGGUGUCAUAGUAUACUAUUUAAAUUAAUAAGGAAAAUAAAUUCUUACCCUAGAUGUGCAAAUCACUUCUCUGAGAUUAAUAUUCAUCCAAUUAUCGCAACUAACUAAAUGCCCAUUGUAUGUUUCUCCAUUUUUUAAUUCUACCAGCUAAAUAAUUAAAUUUUAUAAAAUCAGUACCAAAAAUAAUUCAAAAUUUUUAAUUAUUAAUUAAAUAAUUACCAUUGGGUGAUUUUGCGCUGUCCUGAGUAAUGAAAGCGGCAACUAAAAUUAAUUAAAAUAUUUGUAUUUAAAUUAAUUUUUCAAACAAAAAUAUUUUUAAAAAAUAAAUUACUCACCAUGUUUUUUUUUAAAUUCAAAACUUGGUUUGAAAAUUGCUUCCAAUUUAAUUCGAAUGUUUAAAUCAAUUGUCAGCUUUUAUUUACAAUAAACAAUUUCAUUAAUUUUUGUUUAAAAAUUACUGUGCUUGUAAUCGUAAACUCUACGAUGCAACUAAAACAUAACCUAGUCCUGGUACUUCCUGGUGCUUGACAAUACAAAAACCUAAAGGUUCAUUUUCAUUAAAAAAAUUUAUAGUCAAAUCCGCAAAAGAAUCAUCUUUUCUUCCACUACUUGGUUACGAUGAAGUGCAAGAGUUUGCACUGCCGCGCAUGCGCAGUAACUACUUAACUAUUCAAAAAUAGUGGGAGAAAAAAUAAUUCUUUUGCGGGCUGAACUGUACAGAAUUUUUUACAAUAAAAAUAACUUGAAAUCUCCACAUGUUAUAAAAAAUACUUUUUAUAAAUAAAUAAUUCCAACAAAUAUGUUAAUGAGACGGGGACUCAAUUAUUUGCAUCGAUGUACAGGAUCCAUUUUAAAUGAUUCCCUGUUGGGAGUAAAAAACUCACAG